Messenger RNA from Ylistrum balloti, 1011 nucleotides. RefSeq names its product perlucin-like protein. The record is from RefSeq and is a predicted model, not a curated record. The coding region runs from base 15 to 749 and encodes 244 amino acids. The transcript has 4 exons. Lineage: Eukaryota; Metazoa; Mollusca; Bivalvia; Pectinida; Pectinidae.
ACAUAGCGAGCAGGAUGGCAAAGAACGGUCACAAUUUGUCUUUAAUUUUUAUGUCAUUAUGUGUUAUUUGGCAAGUCCAGGGACAGGUGCUCACAGCCGCCCGCAGGGAGGAAAAUGCUCGAGCUCGACGGGAACAACAACUAUUAAUGAGAAUACGACAGGAGGUGUCUGACAUGGUACAAAAGGUCCGAGAGGAAACAAUACUCCCUGCAAUCGCCAUGUACAGUACACAGAUGUAUGAAUUGUCAGAGAGUGUCGUCAAUAUCUCUAGAGUAUUCGCCAAUCUGUCCGCAGAGGUUGAGGAACUCCAAGAAAAUAUCAAAAAUGGCAGCCUGUCACCGCCAUGUCCAGACCACUCAUGGGUGCUACACGGAAGACAUUGCUACUUUUUCAGUAACAGUUACGCGAACUGGCAGUCUGCCCAAAGUACGUGCCUCAGUCUGCACGCCACACUAGCCAAGGCAAGCACGCCAGCACUCAACGAUGUUCUCAAGAGGGAAGCUAAAGCUCGAGGCGACACGUUUUGGAUUGGCGGACACGAUCGUUUUGAGGAAAAUACAUGGGAAUGGAUCGGCGACGGUAGUUUAAUAACGUACACGGAUUGGGGCCCGGACCAACCAAACGAUGUCCGCGCUGGACAAGAUUGUCUUGAACUUCUGAUGAAGUUCCAGUUCCGGUGGAAUGAUCGCGAGUGCACUGAAUCGCAAAGAUAUAUUUGUGAGACUCCGGUUUCCAACCGCCGUAAUUAACACUUUCUCUCAGAACAAUUAGUUUCUGCCGGUGUUGAGAGUGACAAAAAAUCUACAGUACUAUCUACACAUAAGUCUUCAAGUGUAUAGAAAACGGAUAGCUUCCUUGAGUGUAAAUGAGUGCCAAUGUGUUGUGAUAAUUUUGUGAAAAUACUUUAUUUGGUAAUCUAACCAUGUCAUGCAGUCAUGCAGGGCUACAAUGAAGGUGUCAAUUUGUCUCCGUUUGGUUGACUUGUAUAAAUAUAUUUGUACUUAAAUUGUA